AUGACGAUGCUCUAUCCUAAGCUCAUCCUCGCAAGCUGUGCUGCUUCAGCAGCAGCGUAUGCGUUUACGGGUGCUUCUCACUCGCUACAUGAGAAAAGGUCCGAGAUACCAGAUGGGUGGACGAGAGCUGAUGCUCUGGACCGACGAGCAGUGCUGCCCAUGCGCAUUGGCUUGAAGCAAAGAAACUUGGACAUGGUGUCGGAAUGGCUCUCAGAGGUAUCGCACCCACAAUCCAAGAAGUACGGCCAGCAUUGGUCUGCAAAAGAGGUUGCAGAAGCAUUUGCUCCGGGUGAGGAGACAGUCAAAUCCGUCAAGUCUUGGCUCACUUCUGCGGGAGUAGCGGCAAACCGAAUCAAGCAUUCGCAAAGCUUGGCUUGGCUUGAGUUCAAUGCCACAGCCGACGAGGCCGAACAGCUGCUGAAUACGAAGUACUACGUAUAUGAGCACGAGAGCGGACAACCGCAUGUGGCUUGCACCGAAUACAGCAUCCCAUCCUCUCUUAAAGAGCACAUCGAUAUAAUCUACCCCACCGUACACUUCGAUGUCAAGCCUAGACCUCAAUCUCGUCAUGACACACAAAGGCGUGACAUCACGAAGCGUGAGAAAAUCCCGGGCUUGUACAAGGGCCUCGGUGCACCUGGAUCCGGAUCUCUUCCCAAAGGGGGCCACCGCAUCGGUAGCCACCACAAAAACAUGUCCGACCUCUCGACUUGCGACGAGUUCAUCACCCCAGACUGCCUGCGUGCACUGUAUCAAUUCCCUGUCAACCGCAAGGCAGCUCCUGGAAACAGCUAUGGUAUCGUCGAGUACACGCCACAAGCCUACGUGCCGUCUGACCUAGAUUUGUUCUUCGCAAACUUUAGCCCCAAGGCUGUGGGCGUGCGACCUAUAUUCGACAGCAUCGAUGGCGGUGUGGUCCAGCAGACAAACAUGAGCUUCAAUUUCAACGGCGAGAGUGAUCUGGAUCUAGAGUACGCGAUCGCACUCGUAUACCCACAGAAGGUGACCCUUUACCAAGUUGGCGACCUUGUGGAGGGCGCUUCGUUCAACAAUUUCCUCGAUGCUAUCGACGGAUCCUACUGUACAUACGAGGGCGGAGACGAUCCUACUCAGGACGGCAUAUAUCCCGAUGUCCUGCCAAUGGGCUAUAAGGGACCCGAGAACUGCGGCGGUUUCGCGGCGACUAAGGUGAUUUCGACCUCCUACGGUUACAACGAGCACGACCUUACGCCAUUCUAUGAGAUGCGGCAAUGCAACGAGUACGCGAAGCUUGGCAUGAUGGGGAUAAGCGUCUUGUACAGCUCUGGAGACUAUGGGGUCGCUGGAAACGGUGGUCAGUGCAUUGACGGUCCGGGCAUCAACGCAACGUACAACAACGGCACCAGUGGACGCUUCAAUCCUUCUUUCCCUGGAGGAUGCCCGUACGUCACGAGCGUCGGUGCCACGCAGGUCAAGCCGAAUGCCUCUAUCACAGCAGACCUAGCAACGGGCGUUCAGCCCGAGGAGGCGUGCGAGACCGUCAUCUAUUCUGGUGGAGGUUUCUCCAACGUCUUCCCCCUUCCAGACUACCAGGCUGGUGCGGUUCAUGAGUGGUUUGCUGAUUAUCCGCCUCCAUACGGUGCGGACAGGUUCAAUAACAGCCAGCAAACGCGUGCUUUCCCGGAUAUCAGCGCGAAUGGUGCUAAUUACGUGAUCGCAAUCGAUGGCACUUUCUCUCUUGUCUACGGCACUUCGGCCAGCUCACCGACUCUCGGCUCCAUUCUGACUCUCAUCAAUCAAGAGCGUCUGGAAGCUGGGAAGAGCAGCAUUGGUUUCAUCAAUCCCGUUGCCUACGCCAACCCAGACAUAUUCAAUGAUAUCACUGAGGGCACCAACCAGGGUUGUGGUACCGAGGGCUUCUCAGCUGCGCCAGGCUGGGAUCCGGUGCCCAUAUUCGAACGCAGUAUCAACUCUAUAAGCGAGACUCUCUGGCCCAUCAACACUGAGAUUCACGAGAACCCGGAGCUACAAUAUGAAGAGUUCAAGGCACAUGACCUGCUGACAUCGUUUCUUGAGUCUCAGGACAGCUGGAACGUGACGCGGUCUGUAUAUAAUAUCAGCACUGCUUUCACCGCUGUAUUCCAAGGGAAUGGCGACGGCCCAGUUGUUUCAUUCAAUGCCGAGUAUGAUGCAUUGACCGGGCUGGGACAUGCUUGCGGACACAAUCUGAUCGCCAUGGCAUCACUUGCUGGAGCACUCGCUACUGCUGAGAUCAUGCGCACGGAGAAGCUAGCCGGUUCAGUUGUUCUCUUCGGCACACCUGCAGAGGAAGGCGGCGGCGGCAAGAUCAGGCUCCACGAUGCUGGUGCCUUUCGAGACCACAAGAUUGACAUCAGUCUCAUCUCGCACCCAGGCGUCGGCGGCGACUCUCCAUACAUGUCUACCACGUCAACAGAUAGAUUCGAGGUUGAGUACUACGGUAAGGCGGCCCACGCGGCAGCCGCCCCCUGGGAAGGGGUAAAUGCCCAAGAUGCAUUGAUCCUGGCCUACAACGCCAUGUCUAUGUUGCGCCAGCAGACGCGCUCUACAGAUAUUAUCCAGGGUUUCAUCAGCUCCGCCGGCUCGCGGACCAACGUCAUUCCCGACCUGUCACAGGCCUCGUUCGCAGUCCGUGCCGUAGACGACGCCGCUCUGCACAAUCUCACCGAGCGCGUGUACGCGUGCUUCGAAGCAGGCGCACUGGCCACUGGCGCGGAACUCAACCUGACUAUGAGGCCGUACGGGUACUCGAACAUGGUCACGAACGAUGCCCUCGCGGAAUCUUACACCGCGUGGUUCACCGGUCUGGGACAUGGCGAUGACCUGAUUCCCACGGAGAUCGCGAAGAAUGCCCAGGGCAGUGCAAGUACCGACCAGGGUAACCUCAGCCAUGACUUUCCGUCCAUCAGCGCCGCGUUUGAGAUCACCAAUGAGGAUGGCAGUGUCCCGGAGACCGGGCCCCAUACUGCAGCAUUUGAGGUAGCCGCAGGUAGCCGAGCGGCUUUUGACAAGUCUCUGCUGGUUGCCAAGAGUCUUGCGGGGGUUGCUUUGGAUGUCUUGACUGUCAAUGGUCUACUUGACAAGGUCAAGGAGGAGUUUAGUUCUUUGAAGAAGGUACCUCGCGCGCGAAGGAGCAUACAUACAUGA
Messenger RNA from Diaporthe amygdali, 3165 nucleotides. RefSeq lists its product as uncharacterized. Gene Ontology annotation, biological process: proteolysis. The transcript has 6 exons. Gene Ontology annotation, molecular function: serine-type endopeptidase activity; tripeptidyl-peptidase activity. The record is from RefSeq and is a predicted model, not a curated record. Lineage: Eukaryota; Fungi; Ascomycota; Sordariomycetes; Diaporthales; Diaporthaceae. Bases 1 to 3165 code for a protein of 1054 amino acids.